CGACACAGUAAUCUGUCCAGUCCUCAACGAGCUUUUGGCAGGAGAGUCCGAGAAGCGCUACCUACAGUUUCACACUGGUAAGUCAAAGAGAAAUCUGCUCCGCCUGGGUAGGUCUCUCUCAUUCAUGGAAGUCGGUCCAUUAGUGCUUCUCGGUCUGAAUUGAAGCAUUGCCGCCACGUCCUAGGAUAUAGCUUCUGGGUUUUCAUGUUAAAAAGGUAGUUUCAACAUAAUACUUUUUAGCAUAAUGAUAGGCUAUUCUGCGCGUGGAUGACAUUCAGAUCAAAAAGGUCCAUAGACGUACAACUCAAGUUCAAUAAUUUAUAUGUAAAUACAUAUUUGAGAUUGUAUUGCAAUCAGAAUCGUGUCAAAUAAGAUGUUUUUAACAGGCUAAUUCGAGUGAUUGCGCAGGGGAUGCUGCAGCCAACUUCGUCCAUCCGCAGCUUUGAGUGCAGAGCCAUAGAAAAAACCACUGGAUGUGUGACGUCCCAGCGAAUGUCGGUCUCUAAAUAUAAAAGUACGCUCUGUCCUCUCGCAUUUUCCCACGGCGUUUUCUACCAGUGUUGUCCUUGCAUUGGCCGGACUGCCUGCAUCCCUAAAGGCAAUACUACCUGUGGCUUGAGUUGUUAUAAACUUUCAGGUAAGGCAGUCCAGCUUUAAAGACACCCCUUACCAUCUGAGAACUGUCUUUAAAGUUGAAACUUACCUAGAGUUUAAACUAGCCUAAAGUGCUGAUCAACAGAUUUACAACAUCGUUUAGAUACUUUUUUUUUUCUGAUAGCAAGGAUUGAUACUAAGGAUUUUGUUCUCUGUAUUUAUUUUCCUCUGGGGAAAAUAGUCAUUCUAUUCUAUUGUAUUCUCGAAUUGUGUGUACCAUAUCCAUCGUCUGAAGCUGCACUUAUAUCUAUCUUAUGACAUGGUGUAAUUCUAUGAUUGCACUGAACACUGUACUGUUCCUGGAUGUACUGAUGUUGUUCCUGGAUGUACUGAUGUUGCUGCUUGUGCUGUAUAAUGCCCACAGAAUGACAACACAUUGAUGUGGGUAGACAGCGGACUCUACAGUGUGAUAUCAGGGAGGUAAAGGAAUAAAAGCAUGACAGGUGGCUGUGGGAGAGAGACUGAGAGGGACGAGACAGGGACAGAGCUUCAUCUUAUCAUAGUUGGUAGUAGCCAGAAUGUAUGGGAGGACAUACAUACAUACAUUUUGGCUUUAGCCUAUGCUUUUUUAUUUUAUGCUUGUCAUGUGGCUACUGUAUUACCUGUCUGAGUGACAGAUUUGAUAGAUCAUUUGUCUGACAGUCUUAACAGUGGUUCAGAGCAGUUUUCAUUUGUCUAACAUGGUUUUGACUAUUUGGAUAUCAAUGGAACAGACUUCCUAAGAAGAUAGUUGGGAAGGACAUUUGCGAGGUAGUGAUGUCAAAAUUGCUUCAUACUUUCAAGAUUGUUCCCUUGGUUUUCCUAUGUGAAACUAUACAAACAAUCUUGCUUGUUUGUUACCAUCUUCAGGAUAUUGUUUUUCUUUGGUCUAACAGCUACACUUUAUUUCCUAAGGGUUGUUUUACAUGUAGAAAUUGAUUGUUAAUUCUGUCAAGAGCUCUGGACAUGUUCCAUAAAUUAUCGAAUCCUGUCCUUGGCUUGGUUGGCCUCUUACACUGUGACUGUUCCAGGCAAGGUCAGGUUCUACAGAUCAUACAUUUGUAAUCUCUUAUAUAAUAGAAACAAGGCCAAGCUACAGGGUAACUUGGCUGCAUAAACUAGGGCCUACCGUAGCUGUAAUCUUUACCAAACAGUUUGGGUUGAUCAGCCAAGUUACCUAAUUCAGAACAGCAACAAAACAAAAAAUCAGGAAACUUCUGUAGAUAUUGCAUCUACAGCUGGUUUGGAUGUUCACUCUGAGUUAAUCUCAGAGUAAUAGAGAAUAAUGGAUGCUCAAUGAUUUUACCAUUGUCUGUCUAUGUCAAUCAUCUCUCAAUCACCUAACUAAUGAUUUAGCAGCCCUGUUAGACAUACAGUGGUGUCAGACUGUCUGGCAUUAUGGUGCGCUGUACAUGGGCCAAUGGAAUACAGAUCUGUUUUACCUGUGUGGCUGCAGACAAAGUGCUGCAAAGUGCUCCAUUCAUGGCUCUGGGAAAUGUCAUAAUCCAAGAGGACAUUGUGAGAGUGGAUGGGUGUGGAUACAGAAAUUAUUAUUUUGGGGUUUCGCAAUAGCACUGCAGAACAUAUGUGAGUAGGAAUCUAGGAAACACUCAUCUCAUAGCCUAUGAGAUUGAAGUAUACUCGAUUCUGAAAAUUGGUGUUUAAUGACACUCCUUCGUUUUUUCCCAUUGUUACAGAAAUCCCAUUUAAAGAAGCAGACAUGGGUCGUAAAGAAGCCGAAUUUGACUGGAAGAAGACCACUGACAACAUCCAGGAGGUGUUUGACUUCAUGGAGGUCCUUGGAUCGUAAGUACAGCCCACACCCACCUACCUACCAUAGGACCAUUUCCCUACCUCAUUAGAACAUUCAUUCUAGGAACAAGAGUGCAAAUAACCUUGCAAAUACAUCACUAGCUGAAAAUCUGGAAUGGAUCUGCUAAAAGGUUUCUCUUUAGAAAGACACUGUUUUGUUUUAAGUUACAUGUGACCUCAUUGGGGAAAGAGAGAGAGAGACCGAUUGGAUUACCACGAGACCUACUUUACAGGUGUCUUAUAGACAAGUCACUGUGGCAGCGCUGAGGGUAUCGGUCCUACACCUCCUGAUGACGUCUGGUACAUCAGAUGGCUCAUCAGAUCAUUCACAAAACGGCCAAGAGAAGUCGUCUAUGGAGCCAUCUUUAGCUUGAUAUUCAUUGAGUUUCAAAUUCCAAACUGGAUUUUGAUUUCUUUGGUACAAUCUUGGCAAAGGGUGAGAAGCCCACAAGAUUCCACAAGAACUCUUCAAAUAGUUUUUCCAGACAUUUUUAAUGGCCUUGUAGAAAAUGUGAGUUAUUGUAACCAGUGGUGUAAAGUACUUGAGUAAAAAUACUUUAAAGUACUACUUAAGUAGUUUUUUUUAGGUAUUUGUACUUUACUAUUUAUAUUUUUGACCAUUUUUAUUUUUACUUCACUACAUUCCUAAAGAAAAUAAUGUACUUUUUACUCCAUACAUUUUCCCUGACACCCAAAUGUACUUGUUACAUUUCGAAUGCUUAGCAGGACAGGACAAUUGUCCAAUUCACAAACUUAUCAAGAGAACAUCCCUAGUUAUCCUUACUGCCUCUGAUCUGGCAGACUCACUAAACACAAACGUUUAGUUUGUAAAUUACUUCUGAGUGUUGGAGUGUGCCCUUGCUAUUCGUAAAUUUAAAAAACAAGAAAAUGGUGCCGUCUGGUUUGCUUAAUAUAAGGAAUGUGAAAUGAUUUAUACUUUUACUUUUGAUACUUACAGUAAGUAUAUUUUAGUAAUGACAUUUACUUUUGAUACUUAAGUAUAUUUUAGCAAUGACAUUUACUUUUGAUACUUAAGUAUAUUUAAAAGCAAAUACUUUUAGACUUUUACUCAAGUAGUAUUUUGCUGGGUGACUUUCACUUUUACUUGAGUUAUUUUCUGUUAAGAUAUCUUUACUUUUAUUCAAGUAUGACAGUUGGGUACUGUUUCUACCACUGACUGUAACUAAGUAAUUUGAGUAAAUGUAACUAAGCAGUUUCAAAUGAUUUAGAUAGUAAAUAUUUAUCCAACACAAACUAUGUGCAUUGAUUUUGCACCAUUCAAACUAGCCUCAUGUUAGCGGGGUCAACCAGCAUGAGUAAUCCAUGGGGUCAAUCAAAUGUUCUUGACUGAGCUGUCCUGUCUUACUGAGCCUGUCAUGUUGAGAGGCUUAGGAAGCGGUGGUGGUGGAGAAUAGAUCUGGGGCUGGGCCAGAGGUAAAUGAAGGUGUGUAGGCUACUGCUGCCUAGUGGUCAGACGUCCCUGUACUGUGGGAACACAGACUUGGCUGGACUGAGGAUUGGAUAGGCAGAUAAGAGAGGAAGCCAUGUAGACAAACUACAUUUGUGUGAACAUACAGUAUGUUUUGGAGAACAUUGCCUCUUAACUAAGAAGGGAUGUUCUUUUGGAAUUUCCCUGAAUUGAAUCUUGAUGUUAAAGGCAAAAAUGUAUGGCAGAAUGAAGGCAGUUCUACUUGUUGCUGCAUGAUAAGUGAUGUAGGUGUUCUCAGCAGAGACCUACUUCAAUUUGACAGAUAGAACCUCUGAAAUCACAUCUGGGGAAAAUAUCACAAAACAGAAAUGUAUAAAAUAAGUCAACUAUAGUGAAAGCAUAAUACAAAUAUAAAAGUAGCAUCAUUUUUUCUGAAUUAUACAACUCUUCUCUUAAGGCAGGGUGAUAGCUUUGCGUAGUCAGGAGGGGUCAACUUGGCUCUGCUGGUGUCAGGCUAAGGGUGAUCAGGUGAAGGGCAGACUGACACUGAUAAUCUUUCUCAGUUUGGAACAAGGAUCAAUGAGUAGAAAGAACAGCUAAAUGGAUGGAGAAAGCUUGGACAGGUGCUCUAUAGAUCCGAUUAUACUGUACUGUACAGUGAAACACCUGUAUGUAAACCAAGGCCCCGUGUUUUCUCUCAUUUGCUCUCUUUAGGCCUAAUUUAUUUCAUUAGCAUACACACAGAGUGGUUGCUAGACUACAGUGUUUGACGAUAAAGAUAUCACCAUAACAAAUUAGCACAGAGCAGUCCCUACUGUAUUUCCUUCCUAUGUUCCAUCACAAGGAUCUAUCUAGGGGAAUUAGGGAGAUCCAUUGGAUAAGGCUUUAUAAAGCUAAACCCACAGAACACAACAAAAACACAAUCUAGUUUCCUGGCAAUCUGACAUACAGUACUGUACCGAGGCUUGCAGUCCGUCGUUACACACCUGUCUCUGGUGUAGAUAUCAUCCCUAUCCUGAUCUUUCCCUUUAUCAUGUCUGAUUUCAGCAGUCAAUGGUGUAUUUAGUCUAUCUUUUGUGUUUUCAAACUGUACAUGAGGAGAGUGUCUGACAACAAGCUUACUAAUAGCUGCCUUGCAUCCCAAUUCAUUUACACCGGAUGCUGUUUGAUUGAUAAUAUCCCUUGUGGGUCAUAAUGAGAAUCAUUGGGUUCUCUGGGAGAAGAUGCAGUGUAGUUUGGGACAACAUAAAGAUGUCAGAAUGUCUGACUUACGUCCUGGGGCCUACCUCUGUGCACAACUGAAUUUAAUGAGACGAUGUGAGAUAGCGUGAGACACAGCUGUCAUAAUAACUCUGCCUGCCUCCAUGCAGUAAGACUCGUUGGGACAUGGGACUUUCUGCUGCAGUUGAAGCAAUCUCUGCUAAUUAUCUUUAGAAUUAAGGUAGUUAAAUCAUGUAACCUUAAUCUUGCAGUGCUCUCAUCUUGCGUAUGUGUUCCUUAGACCUUCUUCACUGGCGUAACCCAACAGAAAUGGGCAGCACUUUUGCGGUACAGUAUCUUUUGUCAGCCCCUCUCUCCAGGUUGUGUAUGACCCAAUAUAUAACCUGGUUGCUGCUGCUUGGGGUAGAGGUCAAUUUGUGCCGGCUGCACAUGCUUCGUUCGUCCACACCUCGAGCCUGCCUGCCACAGUUUCCGUUGCGUAAGGGAUAAACAGGCUAAUCCCAGACAAUGGACAGGACAGCUAUUCCCAGACAAUGCUGAAGAUAGCUCGGAAACUGUACAGAACACAACAUUGAGUGAGCCCUUAAGCCACUCAAUCCCGUCUCAGACCUUAAUAAGCCCUUUUUCCACAGUAUUCUGUUUUGAUAUCCUGCACCUCUCUCUGCUCUAAAAUCAAAGGGUGCGUGUAGGCCACCUGAUACCUGAAGAACAGAACAAUAGAACCUAUCAACGGUGUAUUGCAAACAUGUAUAACCUACUGCAGGUCCAUAGGAACUGAAGCCUACAUCACAGCAUUGCACUUUUUUUUUGAAGAAAUUACAGAAAAAAUAAUUUAUGUCAGAAAAUUACAUCUCAGUAUCUCAUUUCACAAACAGUAUCACCUCAGUGUUAUGACAUCACACCCAUGAGGGCUUGACUAACAGUGCCCUUCAUAUUUUCUUAUGGAAAAUGGCAGUCUUCCUAAUGGGGAAAGAAGCUGAUUUCUCAGAUCCUAUGUAGUAAUUGCACUAUUAUAAUAAUUGAACUAACCCUUUACCUAUGUGUUUGUGUGAUCAUCCAGGGGGGCGUUCUCCGAGGUGUUCAUGGUGAAGGAGAAGAAGACAGGCAAGCUGUUUGCCAUGAAGUGUGUGAAGAAGAAGCAGAAGAGUAUUCAGAAUCUGGAGAAUGAGAUUGCCGUGUUGAGAAAGUAAGAGUUUAAAACGUUCAAUUGUCAUUCAGUCCCAUUUCAAUUGGAUGAACCUUCACUACAGCUACUGUAUGUUUCAUUGCACUUUCAUCUCACAUGCUAAACAUUACCUAUAUUUUCUCACUCCCAGGAUCAAACACGAUAACGUUGUUGGGUUGGAGGAUUUCUAUGAAAGUCGCUCUCAUUACUACCUUGUCAUGCAGCUGUAAGUUCAACAUGUUUUACCUUUUACCUUUAGAAUGGAGAAAAUACAAUGAUAGUUAUUUCCUAUAAAAACCCUUGAGUACACACAAACUCCACAAAUAAUAGUUAUUGCCCAUUGAUUUAAUGACAGCCACAUUGUUCUGCCUGUCUGAGUUUGGGAUCAGACAGCAACUUAACACUCAAGUCAAAUGCAGAAGCAUAAUGCUCAUGGAUAGAGUUUAGAGUAAGGCUGACUUAACUUACUUGACUUAAACGCCUUUACAUUAUGAGGAGCAUAUGUCAUCCAUAAAUGUUAGGCUGAGAAAUGUUUCCGACGCUCAGUUCAUGGUUAAGGUUAGAUUGAGUCAGCUUUAAGGUCUAAAGAUUAACGGCUGUUGUUGUUCUCCCGAAAGCGUUGCUGGGGGUGAGCUGUUUGACCGUAUCCUGGACCGGGGGAUGUACUCAGAGAAGGAUGCCAGCAGGGUCAUCCAACAGGUGCUCCAGGCCGUACAAUACCUCCAUCAGAAUGGCAUCGUGCACCGCGACCUCAAGCCGGAGAACCUGCUGUAUUACAGCCAGGAUGAGAGCUCCAAGAUCAUGAUCAGUGACUUUGGCCUGUCCAAGAUGGAAGACAACGGUGUCAUGUCCACAGCCUGCGGCACUCCAGGAUAUGUGGGUAAGGAAGGAGACAUGUUUGGCCUUUACAGAUAAUGAACUGUGUGUAUGGGUGAGAAACUGGGUCAGAGGAACCACACUCAAACACAUAAGGGAGACAACAAAGACAUUACAAAACCUAAUAACCUAGAUCUAUGAUCUAUCUGUCAAAUACCAUACAACACUAGUUGAGUUAAAUGAACUGAACUUGGAGAAUUGUUCUUACUUACUCUGUUUCCAAACCUUCAGCCCCUGAAGUCUUGGCCCAGAAACCCUACAGCAAGGCAGUGGACUGCUGGUCUAUUGGAGUCAUCACUUAUAUCCUGUGAGUAUUGCUCUCAUUGAUAACCUCAGGAUAUGUAUAGGCUACUGUAGGGUAUAGUUGAUUGCAUGUCAAGACUAUGUAUCUGACCAGGUCUUUGCAGGCAAGAGUGCAUUUUUGGUUUUCAAGCUUGUUAGUCUAAUCAAGGGUUAUCUUUAGCAUGAUGAAGGCAUAGUCACACUAAUUCUUUAGUGCCACUGGGCCAUUCCCUCAACAUGUACUGUUACAGUGGUGGAGUUAGAGCUCCAUCUUGUGGACAUUUAACACAGACACACACACUGUAUCAUUUCUUAAAGACACAAAAUUACACUGCAUUAUUAUUUGGUCUCUCUAGGCUCUGUGGAUAUCCUCCUUUCUAUGAGGACACUGAGACGCGACUGUUCUCUAAGAUCAUGAAGGCACAGUACGAGUUUGACUCUCCCUUCUGGGAUGACAUCUCUGAAUCAGCCAAAGAUUUUAUCCGCAACAUGAUGCAGAAGAACCCUAAGAUGCGCUUCACUACAGAGCAGGCUCUCAGGCAUCCCUGGUGAGUUUCAUGAUCAACAACAUUAUUGCUUCAUCUGUUUUGUCUGUAACAUCUACAACAACAUUAUUUGUGGUGUCCAGUGUGAGGUGUAUUCAGGCUAGCCUGGAAAAAGUUUCGGUUUCAAUGACAGGAAUGCCAAACUGAAUUAGUGAGUUGAAACAAAGGUGAAAUAUAGCAGAGGAAGUUCAGGCGUAAAAACAAACAAAAUAUAAUUAUUGUAAAAUUGACUGUGUCCAUAAAAUGUAUAUAGUAUGUAUAAGCUGGAAGUAGAGGCCUAAGCGUUGUUCUUCACUAGUUUACUCCAAUUAGGGGAGGGGUGGUGGGGUUGGAAAGUAAUAAAGGGAAAGAUGUUUUAAAAAAGGAUAUGUGUAGAUAUGUAUGUAUAUACAGUACCAGUCAAAAGUUUGGACACACCUACUCAUUCAAGGGUUUUUCUUUAUUUUUACUAUUUUUUACAUUGUAGAAUAACAGUGAAGACAUCAAAACUAUGAAAUAAGACAUGGAAUCAUGUAGUAACCAAAAAAGUGUUAAACAAAUCAAAAUAUAUUUUAUAUUUGAGAUUCUUCAAGGUAGCCACCCUUUGCCUUGAUGACAGCUUUGCACACUCUUGGCAUUCUUUCAACCAGCUUCACCUGGAAUGCUUUUCCAACAGUCUUGAAUGAGUUCCCACAUAUGCUGAGCACUUGUUGGCUGCUUUUCCUUCACUCUGCCUUCCGACUCAUCCCAAACCAUCUCAAUUGGGUUGAGGCCGGGGAAUUGUGGAGGCCAGGUCAUCUGAUGCAGCACUCCAUCACUCUCCUUAUUGGUCAAAUAGCCCUUACACAGCCUGGAGGUGUGUUGGGUCAUUGUCCUGUUGAAAAACAAAUGAUAGUCCCACUAAGCCCAAACCAGAUGGGAUGGCGUAUAGCUGCAGAAUGCUGUGGUAGCCAUGCUGGUUAAGAAUUCUAAAUAAAUCACAGACAGUGUCACCAGUAAAGCACCCCCACACCAUAACACCUCCUCCUCCAUGCUUUACGGUGGGAACUACACAUGCGGAGAUCAUCCAUUCACCCACAACGCGUCUCACAAAGACACGUUGGUUUGAACCAAAAAUGUCCAAUUGGGACUCCAGACCAAAGGACACAUUUCCUUGGCCCAAGCAGGUCUAUUCUUCUUAUUGGUGUCUUUUAGUAGUGGUUUCUUUGCAGCAAUUCGACCAUGAAGGCCUGAUUCACACAGUCCCCUCUGAACAGUUGAUGUUGAGAUGUGUCUGUUACUUGAACUCUGUAGAUGUGUCUGUUACUUGAACUCUGUGAAGCAUUUAUUUGGGCUGCAGUUUCUGAGUCUGGUAACUCUAAUGAACUUAUUCUCUGCAGCAGAGGUAACUACGUCAUACCGCUCAGGAAGGAGACGCGUUCUUUCUCAUAGAGAUGAAUGUACUUUGGUGUGAAAAGUGCAAAUUAAUCCCAGAACAACAGCAAAGGACCUUGUGAAGAUGCUGGAGGAAACGGGUACAAAAGUAUCUAGAUCCACAGUAAAAGGGGUCCUAUAUCGACAUAACCUGAAAGGCCGCUCAGCAAGGAAGAAGCCUCUGCUCCAAAACCACCAUAAAAAAGCCAGACUACGGUUUGCAACUGCACAUGGGGACAAAGAUCGUACUUUUUGGAGAAAUGUCCUCUGGUCUGAUGAAACAAAAAUAGAACUGUUUGGCCAUAAUGACUAUUGUUAUGUUUGGAGGAAAAAGGGGGUAACUUGCAAGCCGAAGAACACCAUCCCAAUCGUGAAACACGGAGGUGGCAGUAUCAUGCUGUGGGGGUGCUUUGCUGCAGGAGGGAUUGGUGCACUUCACAAAAUAGAUGGCAUCAUGAGGAAGGGAAAAUUAUGUGGAUAUAUUGAAGCAACAUCUCAAGAUAUCAGUCAGGAAGUUACAGCUUGGUCGCAAAUGGGUCUUCCAAAUGGACAAUGACCCCAAGCAUACUUCCAAAGUUGUGGCAAAAUGGCUUAAGGACAACAAAGUCAAGGUGUUGGAGUGGCCAUCACAAAGCCCUGACCUCAAUCCUAUAUAACAUUUGUGGGCAGAACUGAAAAAGUGUGUGCGAGAAAGGAGGCCUACAAACCUGACUCAGUUACACCAGCUCUGUCAGGAGGAAUGGGCCAAAAUUCACCCAACUUAUUGUGGGAAGCUUGUGGAAGGCUACCCAAAAUGUUUGACCCAAGUUAAACAAUUUAAAGGCAAUGCUACCAAAUAGUAAUUGAGUGUAUGUAAACUUCUGACCCACUGGGAAUGUGAUAAAAGAAAUAAAAGCUUAAAUAAAUCAUUCUUUCUACUAUUAUUCUGACAUUUCACAUUCUUAAAAUAAAGUGGUGAUCCUAACUGACCUAAGACAGGGAAUUUUUACUAGGAUUAAAUGUCAGGAAUUGUGAAAAACUGAGUUUAAAUGUAUUUGGCUAAGGUGUAUAUAAACUUCCGACUUCAACUGUAUAUACACUGCUCAAAACAAUAAAGGGAACACUUAAACAACACAAUGUAACUCCAAGUCAAUCACACUUCUGUGAAAUCAAACUGUCCACAUAGGAAGCAACACUGAUUGACAAUACAUUUCACAUGCUGUUGUGCAAAUGGAAUAGACAACAGGUGGAAAUUAUAGGCAAUUAGCAAGACACCCCCAACAAAGGACUGGUUUUGCAUGUGGUGACCACAGACCACUUCUCAGUUCCUAUGCUUCCUGGCUGAUGUUUUGGUCACUUUUGAAUGCUGGCGGUGCUUUCACUCAAGUGGUAGCAUGAGACGGAGUCUACAACCCACACAAGUGGCUCAGGUAGUGCAGCUCAUCCAGGAUGGCACAUCAAUGCGAGCUGUGGCAAGAAGGUUUGCUGUGUCUGUCAGCGUAGUGUCCAGAGCAUGGAGGCGCUACCAGGAGACAGGCCAGUACAUCAGGAGACGUGGAGGAGGCCGUAGGAGGGCAACAACCCAGCAGCAGGACUGCUCCUUCGCCUUUGUGCAAGGAGGAGCAGGAGGAGCACUGCCAGAGCCCUGCAAAAUGACCUCCAGCAGGCCACAAAUGUGCAUGUGUCUGCUCAAACGGUCAGAAACAGACUCCAUGAGGGUGGUAUGAGGGCCCGACGUCCACAGGUGGGGGUUGUGCUUACAGCCCAACACCGUGCAGGACGUUUGGCAUUUGCCAGAGAACACCAAGAUUGGCAAAUUCGCCACUGGCGCCCUGUGCUCUUCACAGAUGAAAGCAGGUUCACACUGAGCACAUGUGACAGACGUGACAGAGUCUGGAGACGCCGUGGAGAAUGUUCUGCUGCCUGCAACAUCCUCCAGCAUGACCGGUUUGGCGGUGGGUCAGUCAUGGUGUGGGGUGGCAUUUCUUUGGGGGGCCGCACAGCCCUCCAUGUGCUCGCCAGAGGUAGCCUGACUGCCAUUAGGUACCGAGAUGAGAUCCUCAGACCCCUUGUGAGACAAUAUGCUGGUGCGGUUGGCCCUGGGUUCCUCCUAAUGCAAGACAAUGCUAGACCUCAUGUGGCUUGGGUGUGUCAGCAGUUCCUGCAAGAGGAAGGCAUUGAUGCUAUGGACUGGCCUGCCCGUUCCCCAGACCUGAAUCCAAUUGAGCACAUCUGGGACAUCAUGUCUCGCUCCAUCCACCAACGCCACGUUGCACCACAGACUGUCCAGGAGUUGGCAGAUGCUUUAGUCCAGGUCUGGGAGGAGAUCCCUCAGGAGACCAUCCGCCACCUCAUCAGGAGCAUGCCCAGGCAUUGUAGGGAGGUCAUACAGGCACGUGGAGGCCACACACACUACUGAGCCUCAUUUUGACUUGUUUUAAGGACAUUACAUCAAUGUUGGAUCAGCCUGUAGUGUGGUUUUCCACUUUAAUUUUGAGGGUGACUCCAAAUCCAGACCUCCAUGGGUUGAUCAAUUUGAUUUCCAUUGAUAAUUGUUGUGUGAUUUUGUUGUCAGCACAUUCAACUAUGUAAAGAAUAAAGUAUUUAAUAAGAUUAUUUCAUUCAUUCAGAUCUAGGAUGUGUUAUUUUAGUGUUCCCUUAAUUUUUUUGAGCAGUGUGUAUAUAUAUAUAUAUAUAUAUAUGCGAGAGGAAAAAAACAUGGGGGAUUGGAAGUGAUGCAGACAAUCACAUUGAUGGAAGUUACAAUCUAUCUGCAAUAUUAAAGCUGAUGUGCCCCCUAAAAAAUUAUGAUGAUAAUAAUAAUAAUAACAAAUAAAAAUAAAGGUGAAAUAUAGCAGGAUUUAGUCUAGAUUUCGAGGCUAGAUUCAGGCCAAAACCAUCAGGAGAUUAUAAUGUUAUUUUCGGUUGUCUCUCCUUCAGGAUCAUUGGAAAUACAGCACGGAGCCAGGAUAUUUACCACUCUGUCAGUGUCCAGAUGCAGAAGAACUUUGCCAAGACCAAGUGGAAGGUGAGCCUUCCUCCCAUACUGCUCAGUCAGGGUUCUGUCUCUCUCCCACAUCUUAGACAUAAUCCCAGUGUCUUGUUUAUGUGCACGACACGUCUGAUCUCUUUCCUGAUUAAGGGCCAUGAUAUACUGUAAACAUCUGGGUGUUAUUCAACAUCCCUGAUUACUCAUAAUCAAGUCAAUAUCAAGAUCACUAUGAAAAUUAUAUGCCCAAGCUUUGCCCAAAUAAAGCACCUCACCUAACUCAUGAUGAUGGUUAUCACCAUGGUAGCGCAUACAGUACUUUUCUCUUAGCAUGUUGCUCAUCAACUGUUGUUGGUGUGUCGUUACAGCAAGCCUUUAACGCCACCGUGGCCAUCAAUCACAUGAAGAAGCUGCAGCUGGCCCACUCUGAGCUGGUGGUCAAGGCGCAGACCCUCAACAUGCCCACCAUCCAGGUCAUCGACGUCUCCUCCCCCACCAAGUCCCACAACCCCCUGGAUCCCGAGAGACUGGAACACAAAGGGAACCACAUGACCCUACAAAUCAGCUCCAGAGACACGAAGAGCCACCAGCCCCUAAAGAUCAGUCAAAGCGAGCCGGCACACACCCAUACCUUCGCAGAGACGGGCAAACAUGCCUACCACUCUGAGCCUGCUAACCUUAAUACGUAAGGACCAACCCUAACUCCCAUAUUUACCUAAAAAGACGACUAGCCUCCAUUCACUGUGUCUGAACGACCAUUAAACAGUGGGGAAUAUCCCAGAUUUAGCCCCUUACACCAUCCUCUUUGUGACUAUCUGAUGGAUGACUUUGCGUGCCCUUGUUUUAGGUACAGGGCAACGGCCAACCGCAAUGGCCAGGCUCUCCAGACUGGAGUGUGCUCUGUCAUGUGAAGGGUCUUUGGAAGGACUUUGUGUGGAAUUUUUUUACUAGGUAAAUAUUGAACUACUACACGUUAGACUCUUUAUUUUAGUGCUGUAACGAGGUUGCAUUAUGGUAGUUUGUUUCUUAUUAGUAAUAGAUAUAGAUCAUCUAAAUGUGAUUGUAUUGUGUGAUUGGCCUCCCGAGUGGCGCAGUGGUCUAAGGCACUGCAUCGCAGUGCUAGCUGUGCCACUAGAGAUCCUGGUUCGAAUCCAGGCUCUGUUGUAGCCAGCCGCGACCGGGAGACCCAUGGGGCGGCGCACAAUUGGUCCAGGGUAGGGGAGGGAAUGGCCGGCAGGGAUGUAGCUCACUUGGUAGAGCAUGGCGUUUGCAACGCCAGGGUUGUGGGUUCGUUUCCCAUGGGGGGCCAGUAUGAAAAAAAUUUAAAUAAUUAAUGCACUCACUAACUGUAAGUUGCUCUGGAUAAGAGCGUCUGCUAAAUGACUAAAAAUGUAAAAAAUGUAAAUAUUUGACUAAGUGUGUGUCCCUCCUCUCCAGGUCAGUCAGACGACUUGGUCGUGUCUGCUUCCUUCCUGUCGGCCAGCCUAGGCACUGACACUGGCAAGUGGAUUCUCAGGACGGCCAGUGAGAUCCAGAAUCUGCCGGGUUUCUGAAACAGUGCCUACAAACCACCCUGAACACAUUCUAGACAUACUGUACACUGACAGACACACACAUACAUGUAUAUAACAAGGUAUUCCAUGAUGUCCAGGGCGGAGGGGCACUAUGCUCACUAGGAACUGUGCGGUGUAUGUAUUAUACCAUGGACAUCACAUAACAAUUUGUGUUAUAACCCUUGAAGAAGGAGUUGAUGUCAGGGAAAGGUUUGUUUGCGUCGUGGUGAUGCGAUGUGGAGCCAAGUUGUUGAAAGACCGCUAAAUAAGAAGAAAAGGACUACUGUGUACAUCACUAUAAGACUGACUUAGGUGGUUGUGCUGUUCCAUGGUGUGGAGAGAUGGUCGAAACAGAAAGCCAUCUUUGAUGUGGAAUAUAUGACCAAGCAGAAUUUUAUCACUAUGUACAUUGAUGGGGGAAGUUGAUGGGGAACAUUGAGUCUCAUGAUGCUAAAAGGGAUUCUUGUUAAAGCUCUUUUUGUUUCUCAAUAUUCUCUUGUUCUGUCAUUCCCUUAUGUUUUCUUUGUCAGGCUUUAUUGUUCUAACAUAUUCACAACAUUCUUUAACAAAGACAUUUCUUGAGCGUAUUAAGAAGUAAGCAAACAAUAGUGUUAUCUGUGUGCUCCCUGACAACUCAUUACCAGUGGAAAUACUAUGAAUGUACUCUUAAUGACUUGCCAACUCACCAGCACUCAUAUUAAUGAAGGGUGAGAUUAUAAAUAUCAUUGUAAAUCUAAUUUAUCCUUGUGCUGAAGAGAUUUGGAUAAUAGUAAUAUAAUAUUAUCAAUACAGUAAUAAAAUAAUGUCUCCAUUAAUACAAGGAGGUGAGUUGCUUCUGUCCCAAGCUCAGCGGAGCUUGCUGUUGAAGUUUUGUAAAUAUUCUAUAUGUUUUUUUUUCUCUGUAGCUUCAUCGUCAAUAAAUAAAGUGUACA
This is a messenger RNA of Coregonus sp. 'balchen', 14808 nucleotides long. NCBI's taxonomy places the organism in Eukaryota, Metazoa, Chordata, Actinopteri, Salmoniformes, Salmonidae. The record is from the annotation of a GenBank genome assembly.